This is a messenger RNA of Miscanthus lutarioriparius, 522 nucleotides long. NCBI's taxonomy places the organism in Eukaryota, Viridiplantae, Streptophyta, Magnoliopsida, Poales, Poaceae. The record is from the annotation of a GenBank genome assembly.
AUGUCUAGGGUGUUGGAGCCUCUAGUCGUCGGCAAGGUGAUCGGGGAAGUCAUCGACAACUUCAACCCCACGGUGAAGAUGACGGUUACCUACGGCUCCAACAAGCAGGUGUUCAACGGCCAUGAGUUCUUUCCGUCUGCGGUUCUGUCCAAGCCGCGCGUGGAGGUUCAGGGCGACGACAUGAGGUCCUUCUUCACACUGGUCAUGACUGACCCAGAUGUGCCAGGGCCUAGUGAUCCAUACCUGAGAGAGCAUCUCCAUUGGAUCGUCACCGACAUUCCUGGAACAACUGAUGCUUCUUUUGGAAGGGAGUUGGCGAUGUACGAGAGCCCCAAACCCUACAUCGGCAUCCACAGGUUCGUCUUCGUGCUGUUCAAGCAGAAGAGCCGCCAGUCGGUGCGCCCGCCCACGUCCAGGGACUACUUCAGCACCCGCCGCUUUGCCGCCGACAACGAUCUCGGCCUCCCAGUCGCCGCCGUCUACUUCAACGUGCAGCGGGAGACCGCCGCGCGCCGCCGCUGA